Messenger RNA from Drosophila innubila, 1313 nucleotides. Its product is annotated as low choriolytic enzyme-like. The transcript is spliced from 2 exons. Gene Ontology annotation, biological process: proteolysis. Gene Ontology annotation, molecular function: zinc ion binding; metalloendopeptidase activity. The record is from RefSeq and is a predicted model, not a curated record. The coding region runs from base 36 to 1133 and encodes 365 amino acids. NCBI's taxonomy places the organism in Eukaryota, Metazoa, Arthropoda, Insecta, Diptera, Drosophilidae.
AAACUUGAGACAAGCAAUUCAUCAAAGAAUUCAAAAUGUGCAAAUCUUCUAUCCUUUUAUUAUUAUUAUUGGGCCUGGCUUUUGUGCAGGCAGUUCCACUUGCCCUCUACGAUGACAUUGAUGACACGGAAGCCAUUGAAUUGCCGGAGAAUGGACUUGAGGAGCCGUUGGAACACAAUAAGGACAUUAUUGACUUGAGUUCCUAUGGCGCCGCUUUGUUUGGUCAACCAGAUCAGGAAUUGACCGCCAGUUUGGUGAGCAACUUUAGCGCCGAGACGGAUGCAGUCAAUCCUGAGGAGCUGGGCAGCUAUCUGGAGGGAGACAUACUCGUGCCACAGUCUGAGCUGACUAUGAAGAACGGCCUGACCACACAGAGUUCCCGCUGGCCCAAGGGAGUUGUACCCUAUGAAAUAAGAGGCAACUUUAAUGCUCAAGAUCGGGCUACGAUUCAGGGAGCCAUAGAGCAGUAUCACAGGCGCACCUGCAUCCGAUUUGUUCCCUAUGCCGGCGAACGGGAUUACAUAUCCAUUGUGAGCGGCAACUCGGGCUGUUGGUCGUCAGUUGGACGCGUGGGCGGCAAGCAGGAAGUUAAUCUGCAAUCUCCUGGCUGCCUCAGUCGUCCUGGCACCGCCAUCCAUGAGCUGAUGCAUGCUCUGGGAUUCCUGCACGAACAGAAUCGCAUGGAACGCGAUGCCUUUGUGGCCAUUCAAUACAGAAACAUUCAAUCCGCGGCCAAGAACAACUUUGACAAGGCAGCCAGCACGGAAGCCUUUGGAGUUCCCUACGAUUAUGGCAGUGUCAUGCACUACUCGGCAAAUGCCUUCUCCACCAAUGGACAGCCCACAAUUGUGGCAAUGCAAGCAAAUGGCGCCUCUCAAAUGGGUCAACGCAAUGGCUUCUCCGACUUUGAUGUGGACAAACUGAAUCGCAUGUAUGACUGCGGCUAUGUCAACGGUUCCCCAGGCGCUGUUGGUCCCGUGGGAGUUCCUGCGCCUGGCAUGCCUGCUCCUGGAAUGCCAGCUCCAGCUCCAGCUCCUGUCAGACCCGGCGGAAAUCCCAUUGUGGACAGUUUUCUGAGCGGACUCAUCAACGGCUUAGGACUUGGUGAUGCAGAGUCAGCUGGAGAGGAAUAAAACGCCUAGUGAAACUAGCAACUAGCAUGGAAUUGCCCAAAGAAUCUAUUUAUUCAUAUGAUCACCAUACACAAUAUCGACCAACUAUUUAAAGCAUUACCAAAUCACAUCUCUAAAUAAUCUAGGAUUAACAUGAUUUUUCAAUUGAUCAAAUUAUUUAAGCAAUAAAGAAAGUAUUCA